GGCGCCCGCCCUGAUUGAAAAGGCGCAGGGCAUGCCCGCCCGCGUCACUCCGCAGGCGGAGGACGCACGUCGGGGCGCGGCUCCGGCCCGUUGAGGCUCUGGCUCUGACACUCGCGCCUUGCCCAGGACUCCGCGAGCCCCAGCGCCUGCCAGGCGGCGACCGCGACAAUGCAGGGAGCUGCCCGCGCUCCGGCCGCCAGCGUGAGUGCCGACUGCUGCAUCCCGGCCGGCUUGCGCCUGGGGCCGGUGCCCGGCACCUUCAAGCUGGGCAAGUACCUGUCAGACCGCAGAGAGCCCGGGCCCAAGAAAAAGGUGCGCAUGGUGAGAGGGGAGCUGGUGGACGAGUCGGGGGACUCCCCUCUGGAGUGGAUAGGGUUAAUCCGCGCAGCCAGGAGUCCCCAGGAACAGACCCUGGAAGCUAUUGCAGACUUACCUGGAGGACAGAUCUUCUAUCGAGCAUUACGAGAUGUCCAGCCAGGGGAGGAGCUGACCGUGUGGUAUUCCAACUCCUUGGCUCAGUGGUUUGACAUACCAACAACUGCGACUCCCACGCAUGAUGAGAAAGGGGAGGAGCGCUACAUUUGCUGGUACUGCUGGAGGACGUUUAGAUACCCCAACAGCCUGAAGGCGCACCUGCGUUUCCACUGCGUGCUCAGCGGCGGCGGCGGCCGCGCCUUCCUGCACCACGAGCACGCGGUCGGCCACGGCACCGCCCAGGCUGCCGCGGAGGGCUUCGGCCUCUCCCCCAAGCCCACCGGGCCAGAUUUCGCCGCGCCCGCACAGGCGGGCCCUCUGAGGCCCCACACGCUGGCCCCGCAGGCUCCCGCGGCCUGCGGCGCCCGGGAGGGCAUCAAGCGCGAGGCGCCCUCCGCAGCCUCGGCCUGCUCGCCGCCCCCGGCCAAGUGGGGGCCGCCUAAGAAGGGCAGGGAGCCGCAGGACCGCGUGCUGGACGCGAGCGGGGCAGCCCGAGCGCACGGCCCCGUGGUGGGCGUCGUGGCGGGCUCCCCGGCGGGCGGCGGCGGCCUGGCCUUCUACCCCGGGGUGCGUUCGGCUUUCAGACCCGCGGGCUUGGGCAGGGCGGCGGCGGGCCUGCACGGCGACCCCUGCCGGGAGGAGGCCGGCGGCAAGCAGGGCAGGCUCCCGGGCGGGGGCCGGGCGGGCGGGCGCGCCGGGGCUGGGGAGAGCCCCGCGGCGGGCGGCGCGGGCCCGCUGCACCAGCACGCGCACCACCACCUCCACCACCACGCCAAGUGCCUGCUGGCCGCCGCCCCGCCGCCGCCGCCCCCGCCGGGCCUGGCCUGCUCCGCGGCCGCGCGCGGCUUCCCGCCGCUCCCGGGCGCCCCCGAGGAGGCGUCCGCCUUCAGACACGUGCAGCGCGGCCCGCCGGCGGCCUCCGGCCUGCAGGGAGCGCGCCUCGCCCCGCCGGGCCCCGCGCCCGGCCUGCCGCUGCCGCUGGAGCGCUGCGCCCUGCCGCCGCCUCUGGACGCGGGCGCGCUCAAGGGCUGCCCGGGGGGCGCCGAGUGCGGCCACCUGCCCGCCGUCCUGCCCGCCUUCACCGUCUACAGCGGCGAGGUGCUGUACGGCCCGCCCGCCGCGGCCGCCUACUACCCGCUCAAGCUGCACCUCGGGGGGCUGCUCAGGUACCCCGAGUCGCUCUCCUACUUGAGCGGGGCCGCGGCCGCGCUGGGCCCCGCGGAGCUGGGCUCCCUGGCCGGCAUCGACCGCGAGCUCGCCGUGCACACCCAGCAGCUGUCCGAGAUGGCCCUGGCCGGGAAGGGCCGCGGCCGCCUGGACUCCGGGGCGCUGGCCCCCGCCGCCGUCACGGCUGGCGGCCCCGGGGGCGGGGGCGGGGGCGGCGGCCCGAGCAAGCCCCGGACCGGCCACCUGUGCCUCUACUGCGGCAAGCUGUACUCCCGCAAGUACGGGCUCAAGAUCCACAUGCGGACGCACACGGGCUACAAGCCGCUCAAGUGCAAGGUGUGCCUGCGGCCCUUCGGCGACCCCAGCAACCUCAACAAGCACAUCCGCCUGCACGCCGAGGGCAACACGCCCUACCGCUGCGAGUUCUGCGGGAAGGUGCUGGUGCGCCGCCGGGACCUGGAGCGCCACGUCAAGUCCCGGCACCCCGGCCAGGGCCUGCGGGCCAAGGCGGACGCCCAGCCGGGCUACGCCCCGGAGCCCAGGGACUCCAAGAGCGACAACAGCGACGUGGACGUCUGCUUCACCGACGACCCGAGCGACGCGGAGGUCGGCGGCGGCGAUCGCGACCUGUGAGCGGGCGGCCUGCAGAGGAGGGGCCGGCGCAGGGUGCGAGGCCUGGGCGGGGAACAGCACACCUGCUGGCCAGGCCUGAGCUUCAGCAGGGUGCAGAGACAGCUCCAAGGAGUUCGUC
Cavia porcellus (domestic guinea pig) is the source of this 2392-nucleotide messenger RNA. It is a transcript of the gene Prdm13, whose product is annotated as PR/SET domain 13. The coding region runs from base 169 to 2274 and encodes 701 amino acids. The record is from RefSeq and is a predicted model, not a curated record. Lineage: Eukaryota; Metazoa; Chordata; Mammalia; Rodentia; Caviidae. Gene Ontology annotation, cellular component: nucleus. Gene Ontology annotation, molecular function: protein binding; DNA-binding transcription factor activity, RNA polymerase II-specific; RNA polymerase II transcription regulatory region sequence-specific DNA binding. The transcript has 4 exons. Gene Ontology annotation, biological process: embryo development; regulation of transcription by RNA polymerase II.